AUGGCUUCAGGUGCUAGACCUCCAAGUAAUCAACGUUCUGAAUCGGUUCCUUCAAAAUCUAAAGUUCGGAACUUAAAUGGAAUUGACAAAAAUUCUUCUGAAAAGUUUUCACCGAAUGAUGAAUCAUUCCCUGAGGUAUGUGUAGUUUGUGGUGAUCGUGCAUGUAGUCACUAUUAUUAUGGUGUUGCAGCCUGCCAUGGUUGUAAAUGUUUCUUUUGGAGAUCUGUAAAAUCUGGAACUGAAUAUAAAUGUCGAUAUAAUAAAAAUUGUGACAUAAGAAUUAAUAGAAGAAGUGCAUGUAGAUAUUGUAGAUUUCAAAGAUGUUUGGUUGUUGGUAUGCAAGUUGAAUCUGUACGAUCAGUUUAUAAUAAAAAUUAUACAACCAAGAAUCAAAGAAAAGAAAUAGAUAAAAAAAAUGUUUACAAUAGAAACGAUGAAAUAAUAAAGCAAGAAAAUACUUCGCCGUUAAGUUAUAAUAAUAUUGAUAAUGAAAUGUCUGAAAAUAUAACUCAUCAAAUAUUUCAAGGUGUAUUAAAAUAUGAAAAAAGUGAUUACCUUGAACAAUUGUUAUAUUUAAAAAGAAUGAUUGAGAAUGGAAAUAACGAAAAUUCUGUAAAUGAUAAAAUUUUAACAUUAAAAGAAAUUUUUGAAAAUCCAGGUCUUUUGAAUUAUUUUCGUCUACCAAGUAACUAUUGUGUAAAAUUAAGAGCUGCAAAGACAGAUGAACUUAAUUUUAGUGGAAAAACUAGUCUUGUUAUGGCUAUAGAUUGGAUUCAAGGAAUUAAUCCAUGGAUUAAACAAAUUUCAUAUGAAAAUGCUGUUGAUAUUUUAAGAACAACAUUUCCAUCACUUACUAUAAUUGAUAUAGUAUUUAAUUCAUGUAAAGCUACAAAUGAUAAAAGCCUUUUAUGUUUACCAAAUGGAAUAACAGUUUCAAAACAUGAAUUAAUUGCUCCAAAUAUUUGGAUUAAUAAUAAUAUUGUUAAUAAUAUUCUUGAAAAAUUGUCACCUUCAAUUGCUAAGCUAAAAAUUACUGAAAAUGAAUUUGUUCUACUUAAAGCAUUAAUUGUUCUUCAGUCACCAGUUAAUGAAAAGAAUGAUGAAACAUUAAUUGAAGUAACAACAUUUAGAGAAAAUAUUGAAAGUUUAUUAUAUAAUGAAUGUUACAAUUAUUGUGGAAAUAUUGGAAAAGCGGCGAAUAGAUUUGCAUCACUACUUUCACUUUUAGGUACAAUAUCACUUUCAGCACGUGAUAUUGUAGAUCAUAUAAAAAUUUUUCAAUCAUUUGGCAAUCAUAAAAUUGAUCUUUUGUUUAUUGAAUUGUUUGGCGACAUAUUUGGAAAAAAUGGAGUUCAAGACAUACUUUGCAAAAGCGAUUUGAAACAAUAUCAAAUCAGCAUGCCGCAAAUGGAGAUUGGGGUCAGUUGA
Molecule: messenger RNA, 1428 nt
Organism: Strongyloides ratti
Lineage: Eukaryota; Metazoa; Nematoda; Chromadorea; Rhabditida; Strongyloididae
Product: Protein ultraspiracle
Exons: 5
Coding region: 1-1428 (475 amino acids)
Biological process (GO): regulation of DNA-templated transcription
Molecular function (GO): zinc ion binding; sequence-specific DNA binding; DNA-binding transcription factor activity
Source: RefSeq, a predicted model, not a curated record